Molecule: messenger RNA, 4035 nt
Organism: Gryllus bimaculatus (two-spotted cricket)
Lineage: Eukaryota; Metazoa; Arthropoda; Insecta; Orthoptera; Gryllidae
Source: the annotation of a GenBank genome assembly
AUGAGCAAUGUCUGGCCGGGGCAACAUACACCGUACAACAUGGAUUCAGCUUUCAUUCCACUUACUCAAACUGCAACAUGGGCCAACGAAACCGAGACUCCCGAACGCGAAGUAACAUUCUGCAUUGAAAUAUCAUCAUUAAAUAAGUACUAUAUUCCCCAGCCUUAUGACGCUUCAAUUAGUCUGUUCAUGGGCUUUUCUACAGGCCUUUAUUUAGCUGCUGGAGUCUUACAAUCAAAUUACAUUGAUUUUAAUUUGACGUCAGAAAAUCUUCUUCCUCUGAAGAAACUGAGAACCCUAAAUUUUGGAGGAACACCCAUUGUUGCUUGGACGACACCAAUCCCACCAUUACCUCUUCUCGUUAAUCUCUCACUCUCUGACUGCUCACUGACAAAACCCGGCCCGGCGCCCUUCGAAUUUCCAGCUUUGGAGAUUCUUGAUCUCAGUCAGAAUUAUAAUAUCUCAUUGUCUCAAAAUACAUUCACACAACUCCGUAAACUCAAGCAAUUAAUAUUAAGAGGUUGUGAACUAUCAAGUUGGCCGACAUUACCCCCAACCCAUUUCGCAACAAUUGAUCUGUCAGGAAAUAAUUUUACCACAUUAGUUAAUUUAGAAAAACAGGGAGUCACUGUAGAAGUACUGAACAUGUCUCAAAACAAAAUUUUCGAAUGGGAUGAUCCCGACGUGUUUCUGAUACACGCAAACAAUGAGAGGUUCUCAAAUUUGGAAAGCCAAUUUACAUCACUCAGGCUAGAGAAGAACCGCUUUGCCACCCCAGACGUGAAAUCGCAGAAGCAAGCGCCAAACCUGCACGGCAAAACGCACAGCAGCAGGCGUGCUACGUGGGUGCAGCAAGUGAACCUGUCGUUGAACAGCAUCUCUGCGUUCACCCCGGCUAUGCUGGAGUCGCUGAGCUCUUUGGCCGCGGUGGACCUGGGAGGCAACCACAUCGACUGCAGCGACUGUCGCACUCCGGCACUGCAGAGCUGGCUUCGGGCGGCUGGGUCGACAGUGAAGGUGCUGGUGCUGGGCGAGGAGGGGCCGCUGCGCUGCUUCCUGCCGGCGUCGCUGGAGGGCGCGCCGGUGGCGGCGGUGCAGUUCGACGCCAGCGCCUGCAGGGACCCCACGGUGCGCCUGCGCUGGGCGCUGGGCCUGCCGCUCAGCGUGGCGUUGAGCGCCCUUCUGCUGUUCGGCGCCCUCGGCUUCUGCUACCGAACGGAGGUGGCUUACUUGGUGCACUUGGCCAGGGUUCGCGCGUCCGCCAGGCGGCCUGCCGACCUCGGCCGAUGCGCCUACGACGCCUUCGUCUGCUACAGAUGCAUUUCCAAGAUCAUCUUCACAACAUUCGUAUAUUUGUUGUGGGUGUUUCAGAUUCUUUGUCAUCUUGGCUUCUUCUUCGAAGUGUCUCGAGUACAUACGAUCUCGUGGGUGACCAAUGGCCACAAAGUCGAAUUUCCUCUUGGGACUGUGUACUAUAUUCAAACUCUUCCGGUUGGCAUGGAUGGAGUAUCUGCCAACUCUAAGUUGUCAAGAGACUCGUUCAAGCACUUUGGUGUCAUUGCCUCAACCGUGUCAGUUUUACGAUAAUAUAGUCACGUGCAUAAACAAUGUCUGGCCGAAGCAAAAACACUUUAAGGCGGAUAGCAUGGAUUCAAUUUUCAAUGUGUUUACUCAAACUGAAACAUGGGAGAACGAAACCCAACUGCCUGAACGGGAAGUAACAUUCUGCAUUGAAAUAGUAUCGUUGGAAAAAAGCCGCAUCCCCCAGAUAUUUCAGGAUUCCAUUAGACAGUACAUGAGUUUUUCUACUGGUCGUACUUUAGCAGUUGGAGUGAUUACUAUGACAGAAAAUUGUUGGUAUAUAGAAAAAUACUGUAAUGUGGAAAUAAAACUGCGAGAUGACAUCCUGGAUCUUCCCUUUGCAAAUGAGACGCCAAACUACGAAGAGUUUUGGAAUUUCACCUCCCCACUCUUCCGCCCAGAACUCCGAUGGCUGCAAGAACUCAGAGUGGAUAACAUCGAAAUUACCAAAUUUUCUCCACACCCAAGCAACGCAUCGGGAUCAUCACUCCAGCUGCUAUCAGUUCGCGGACAUAUUGAUUUUUUCCUCUACAAUUUUACUUUGAAUAUUACAAACAUGCCUUGGCUUCGACACCUUGAUAUUUCUAGUGGAAAUAUACGGCGCGUUUCUCCAGGUACAGAGCACAUGAUUUACCAAAAUUACUCUAGUUAUCACCUAAACGAUGAUAUUAAAACUUCUAUGCUAUCACACCCCUAUUAUCCUUUUUGGCAAAAGCACUUUUCGAUGACUAACAAUAUAUUUUCAGAUGGUAAAUUAACCCAAGUACCUUUAACAAUCCUUAAUGAUUUUUUCAUUAAAUUUUCACACAAUGUUUCUUUUUCUAUUUUCACCGUUGUGCUUUGAAUUCCCUCAAUAAAACACACUUCUCGUCGGUUUAAACAAACUUCCUAUAUUUCCAGAAUCUGCUCUUUUAUGUUUAAAUAAUAAAAAUAAAGUGACUUAUAAUAUUAAUGUCAAAAUAAGAAAAUAUUUUUCAGAGAAAUUAAAUAUAAUUAGUUGGUAAUUUUUAACCAGUUUUCAACCAAUAUAUUUCUGAGAAAUGUGGGUAAAAUUUUGUAUUUAUUUGAAAAUGUUUUUUUUUUUCUAUUUCAAAUAUAACUUUAUAAUCCAGAACAAAUUCUAGUAAAUGUAUAUACGACAGUAUAUUGAUAUGUUUGUAUUAAUUAUUAAUAAUAUAGAGUGUUGUUAAAAUAUACACUGCAAUAUGUUUCACACUAAAUAUGUUUCAGAUUCUUUCACUGGAUGUCCAUUAAUUGAAUACCUGGAUCUAUCAGGAAAUAGGCUUUCAGAAAUACCACCCGCCGUAAAACGGUUGAAAUAUUUAGAAUGUUUUCAGUUACAAUCAAAUUACAUUGACUUUAAUUUGACGUCAGAAAAUCUUCUUCCUCUAAAGAAACUGAGAACCCUAAGUUUUGGAGGAACACCCAUUGUUGCUUGGACGACACCAAUCCCACCAUUACCUCUUCUCGUUAGUCUCACACUCUCUGACUGCUCACUGACAAAACCCGGCCCAGCGCCCUUCGAAUUUCCAGCUUUGGAGAUUCUUGAUCUCAGUCAGAAUUAUAAUAUCUCAUUGUCUCAAAACACAUUCACACAACUCCGUAAACUCAAGCAAUUAAUAUUAAGAGGUUGUGAACUAUCAAGUUGGCCGACAUUACCCCCAACCCAUUUCGCAACAAUUGAUCUGUCAGGAAAUAAUUUUACCACAUUAGUUAAUUUAGAAGAACAGGGAGUCACUGUAGAAGUACUGAACAUGUCUCAAAACAAAAUUUUCGAAUGGGAUGAUCCAGACGUGUUUCUGAUACACGGAAACAAUGAGUUCUCAAAUUUGGAUAGCCAGUUUACAUCACUCAGGCUAGAGAAGAACCGCUUUGCCACACCAGACGUGAAAUCGCAGAAGCAAGCGCCAAACCUGCACGGCAAAACGCACAGCAGCAGGCGUGCUACGUGGGUGCAGCAAGUGAACCUGUCGUUGAACAGCAUCUCUGCGUUCACCCCGGCUAUGCUGGAGUCGCUGAGCUCUUUGGCCGCGGUGGACCUGGGAGGCAACCACAUCGACUGCAGCGACUGUCGCACUCCGGCACUGCAGAGCUGGCUUCGGGCGGCUGGGUCGACAGUGAAGGUGCUGGUGCUGGGCGAGGAGGGGCCGCUGCGCUGCUUCCUGCCGGCGUCGCUGGAGGGCGCGCCGGUGGCGGCGGUGCAGUUCGACGCCAGCGCCUGCAGGGACCCCACGGUGCGCCUGCGCUGGGCGCUGGGCCUGCCGCUCAGCGUGGCGCUGAGCGCCCUUCUGCUGUGUGGCGCCCUCGGCUUCUGCUACCGCACGGAGGUGGCUUACUUGGUGCACUUGGCCAGGGUUCGCGCGUCCGCCAGGCGGCCUGCCGACCUCGGCCGAUGCGCCUACGACGCCUUCGUCUGCUACAGUGGUAAGAACCGGAAGUGGGUGAUGCGUCGAC